This is a messenger RNA of Eurytemora carolleeae, 1137 nucleotides long. Its product is annotated as nucleoside diphosphate kinase homolog 5. NCBI's taxonomy places the organism in Eukaryota, Metazoa, Arthropoda, Copepoda, Calanoida, Temoridae. The transcript has 9 exons. The record is from RefSeq and is a predicted model, not a curated record. The coding region runs from base 393 to 1007 and encodes 204 amino acids.
AUUUAUUGAAUUCUUCUUCUUACAUUUACGUUACUAAAACAUGAGUUUUGGCAUUUGAAAUAUCAAUACUUUAAAUAAUUGCAAAUUUGACCCACCCUAUUUCCACGGGGUCUGAAUAUUUUACCGCAUGAUGGCACAAGCCACCGAUUCAAGAUUAGAAAUAAGAUUAGCUGAAUGUCAACCACUCAUUAUCAACAACAUUCAUCAGUUUAACUAAUGGCAUCGACAUAUUCAAAUUUCGUCACAUGCCAAAUAUUGUUGGUUUGAAGCUUGAAAAAAAAAUUGAAUAUAAAAAUAAUAUGUAUAAAGGUGUCUGACGAUUGAUACAGAAGUUACAACUUGAUCGAUUGUGAAAAAAUGGCGAGUAAAUUUACAUUUAUCUCAUUAAAUAAAUGACAUUGAGCCCCCCCCCCCCCUUGGAAAACAGAGAAAUAAUUUUUAGAAUCAGAAAGAUGCCGAUUGUCUCAGGAAUUUUAAUUAUCAUCAAGCCUGAGGCAUUUCACAGGAGGCUAGAAAUUGAAGAUCUGCUAAGUAAAGAAGGUUUCCAACUAAUUGAUAAGAAAAAACUAAAACUUAAUCUGUCAAUGGCUACAGAAAUAUUUCAGGGCAAAGAAGAUGAAGAAAAAAUUAAAGAAUAUGUUAGAGGAGAGGUUAUGUGCCUGUGUGUUGGCGGAGAGGAGGAUAUAAUCCCGCAUUGGAAAUACUUUCAAGCAAAAAAAAAUCUGAGUGAGGAUGUUUAUGGGUCUUCUAGCGAGGCAGAUGCUGAGAAAGACAUAAACAUUAUCUUUCCAAAUCUACUAAAUAGAGAUCAGAUUGAUUUUACAGCCGGGCUAAAGUUAGAGAUAAAAGAUGUUACUUGGGAGCAAAGGGCUUACCUUCUGCGAUGGGUCUUUCCUACUCUGCAGGAUGGAGUGAGCAGCAUGUACAGGGCUAAACCAGAGCACCCUCAACUCUGGCUUGCUUCAUGGAUCAGGCAAAAAAAGAAACAUAACCCAGAGGAGGAAUGAAUAUAAAAUGUUUGGAAUAUUGAAAUAAUAAAAUGUCAGUAUUCUAAAAAUAAAAUAUAUCGUAUAUUUUAUGUAAACAUCAUGUAAUUUUAAGAAUCAUUUACUUAUGUAUAAAAAAAGAUUCUUAUCA